UACUUUAAACUCUGUUCAUUUAAAAAUUCUCUCUCGGUAAACUUUCAGUGAGGCAAAGCUAAUUAGUGCUUUGGGUUGUUGUGAGAUAAGAUUAUUAGGUUGUAGUAUAUUAUUAUAGUGUUCUUUGUCCUGCUUCCUGACUUAGUGAUAACAGAAAGCAAAUGGGUGUCUUUCUACUUCCUUGAAAAAUCACUGUAACGUUAUCAGUUUGUAACUGGACUGAAUGGGGACACCAAUAACACAAUGUCUUCUCUGUUUCAUGGCACUUGCCUGGCUUUCUUGUUCUUCUGCAAAUGCUGUGCUCUCUCCUAAAGGAGUGAACUUUGAAGUUCAAGCUUUGAUGGGUAUAAAAGCUUCUCUUGUGGAUCCUCAUGGAGUUUUAGAUACUUGGGAUGGAGAUUCUGUUGAUCCUUGUAGCUGGACCAUGGUCACCUGUUCUCCUGACAACCUUGUCGUUGGCCUGGGCACUCCAAGUCAAAGCUUAUCUGGUACUUUGUCUCCCACCAUAGGAAACCUCACAAACCUUCAGAUUCUGUUGUUACAGAAUAAUAACAUAACAGGUACAAUUCCUUCAGAACUAGGGAAGCUUUCAAAGUUGCAGACUUUAGAUCUAUCAAAUAACCUGUUCAAUGGCGAAAUUCCUUCCUCUUUAGGCCACAUGAGCAAGCUGCAAUACUUGAGGCUCAAUAAUAAUAGUCUUUCUGGACAAUGCCCAGAGUCACUGGCCAACAUGACACAGCUUGCUUUUCUUGAUUUGUCCUACAACAAUUUGAGUGAUCCUGUGCCCAGAAUUCUAGCCAAAUCAUUCAGCGUUGUUGGGAAUCCCCUCAUCUGUGGUGUUGGGAAAGAAGAAACCUGCCAUGGGAUGACACUGAUGCCUAUGUCCAUGAACUUGACCAAUACAAAAGAUGCUCAACCUUCUGAAAGACAAAAACCACACAAAGUGGCGAUUGCCUUCGGUUUGAGCCUAGGAUGUCUCUGUCUCAUAGUUGUUUGUCUUGGACUAUUUCUCUUGUGGAGGCAUAAGCAUAACCAGCAAGCAUUCUUUGAUGUCAAAGAUCGUCAUCAUGAGGAAGUGUAUCUAGGAAACUUGAAGAGGUUCCAUUUCAGAGAACUUCAGAUUGCUACAAACAACUUCAGCAACAAGAACAUACUAGGAAAAGGCGGGUUUGGACACGUGUACAAGGGAGUGCUUCAAGAUGGAACAGUGGUUGCAGUGAAGAGGCUUAGAGAUGGGAAUGCCAUUGGUGGAGAAAUACAGUUUCAGACAGAAGUUGAAAUGAUCAGCUUGGCAGUACACAGAAACCUUCUCAGACUCUAUGGCUUCUGCAUGACUCCCUCUGAAAGGCUUCUGGUUUACCCUUUCAUGCCUAAUGGCAGUGUUGCUUCUCGUCUCAAGGGAAAACCGGUGUUGGAUUGGGGUACAAGGAAGCAGAUAGCUUUAGGAGCAGCAAGGGGAUUGCUAUACCUUCAUGAACAGUGUGAUCCAAAGAUAAUUCACAGGGAUGUGAAAGCUGCAAACAUACUGCUUGAUGAGUACUAUGAGGCAGUGGUUGGAGAUUUUGGAUUGGCAAAACUUUUGGAUCAUCAAGACUCUCAUGUUACUACUGCUGUGAGGGGUACUGUGGGGCACAUUGCCCCUGAGUACCUCUCCACAGGGCAGUCCUCUGAGAAGACUGAUGUCUUUGGAUUUGGUAUUCUUCUUCUUGAGUUGAUCACUGGACUUAGGGCUCUUGACUUUGGAAAAGCUGCCAAUCAGAAAGGGGCCAUGCUUGACUGGGUGAAGAAAAUUCAUCAAGAGAAGAAACUUGAACUGCUUGUGGACAAGGAUUUGAAGAGCAACUAUGACACAAUAGAGCUAGAAGAAAUGGUGAAAGUGGCGCUUCUGUGUACUCAAUACCUUCCAGGACAGAGACCUAAGAUGUCAGAAGUAGUGAGAAUGCUUGAAGGAGAUGGACUUGCAGAGAGAUGGGAAGCUUCUCAGAGAGCUCAUCAUGACUCAAACACAAGCAAAUCCAAACAACCCCAUGAAUUCUCUUCAUCAGAUCGCUAUUCUGAUCUCACUGAUGACUCUUCUUUGUUAGUCCAAGACAUGGAGCUUUCAGGUCCAAGGUGAUUCAUUGUGAACCUCUGUUGUAUACAGCUUAGAUUUCUCUCUUUAUAUAUAUACAUACAUAUAUAUAUAUAUAUAUAUAUGUUUUUCUAAGUUAAGAAAUUGAAGUGUAUGAUUUUGAAGAGCCUAUAAUGAUGCUUGAAUCUAUGUGCAAACCCACGUUGAUUUUUGUUUUUUUAAAUGUACAGAAAUUUUUGUGGUGUAAAAAGUCAGAGGAAUUGGUCUUUUCAGCACAACUUCUUGCGCUUAUAUAUACAGUUGUUUUGACUUGCAUUGUA
Messenger RNA from Prosopis cineraria, 2391 nucleotides. RefSeq names its product protein NSP-INTERACTING KINASE 1-like. Gene Ontology annotation, biological process: protein phosphorylation. Gene Ontology annotation, molecular function: ATP binding; protein kinase activity; protein binding. The transcript is spliced from 12 exons. Bases 224 to 2116 code for a protein of 630 amino acids. The record is from RefSeq and is a predicted model, not a curated record. Lineage: Eukaryota; Viridiplantae; Streptophyta; Magnoliopsida; Fabales; Fabaceae.